UUUCUCCCGGACACCGAAGCAGAGCAAGUUGGAUUGAAGAAAUUGGAAACCCUACAUUUUCUGUUUCUUCCGCCAUGUGUUAGUCCCCAACUGAACUUCUCCCUAGCCUCUCAUAGUCUCAUACAUUUUCUUUCACGAUUCAAUUCUCACCUACUUUUUCUUUUUCACUCACUCACAGAGUUAGGGAUUAGUUCACUCUUUCUGAGCUAGGGUUUGUUUAUUGUGGUAAUGUGCAUAAAUGGAAGAGACGGGUGUGGUAAAGGAAGAGAACCGUUCUUAUCUUGCUGUUCGUCUUUUAAGAGUGACGGUGGUGGUUUUCACUUGAUCUCUGUUCAUCCCGAUGAGCUCAGAUUUCCAUUUGAACUGAAAAAGGAAAGCUUUUGUGAUCUAAAAGUUGUCAAUAAUACAGAACACCAUGUAGCUUUCAAGGUUAAAACCAGUGCACCUAUGAAGUUCUUUGUACGGCCCAAUAUGGGGGUUAUAAAGGCUCAGGACUCAUGUAUCAUCAGAGUCAACCUCCGUGGCCAACGAAAAUAUCCUCCAAAUAUGGAGUGCAAAGAUAAGUUUCUCCUACAGAGCACAAUAGUGCCUCCAAAUUCUGAUUUUGAUGAGCUUCCAAAAUAUACCUUCACCGAGGGAAUCGGAAGGACAAUAGAGGAAUGCAAGUUUAGGGUUGUGUAUAUCUAUCCGGGUGCAGUUCACCUACAGAAUUCUUUGCAGCGCCUGAAGGAAGAAAGAGAUUCAGCUGUUAAACAAACACAGAUACUUCAAGAGGAACUGGAUAUCCUGAAGAGGCAAAGAUCUCGGAAAGGGUUUGGACAAAGAUUCAGAUCUUGGUGGUCGUCCAUCAUGAGUGCCGGUUGUGGUAAUCAUAUGAUCUCUGUUCAUACCAAUGAGCUCAAUUAAGUACCGGAAAUGUAGUCACUUAAUUAUACACACGGUAUCAAAUCCAAGGAUAUACGGAAGAUGCCAAGAUAUGAGAGUUAAAAGGUAACCCGGCCCGGGCUUAAUUUCUACUCACCCUUAAUUUGGAAUCUGUUGAAGGAAAAUCAAGUUUAGUGUGCCUUAUCAAACUAGGAAUAGGAAUAGGAGAGAAGGUUCUAGAUUUCCCAAUCCUACACGGA
Molecule: messenger RNA, 1124 nt
Organism: Rosa chinensis
Lineage: Eukaryota; Viridiplantae; Streptophyta; Magnoliopsida; Rosales; Rosaceae
Product: vesicle-associated protein 2-1
Exons: 9
Coding region: 229-906 (225 amino acids)
Biological process (GO): endoplasmic reticulum membrane organization
Cellular component (GO): plasma membrane; endoplasmic reticulum membrane
Source: RefSeq, a predicted model, not a curated record